This is a messenger RNA of Ogataea polymorpha, 1512 nucleotides long. Its product is annotated as peroxin19 Pex19p. Gene Ontology annotation, cellular component: peroxisomal membrane; peroxisome. The record is from RefSeq and is a predicted model, not a curated record. Gene Ontology annotation, biological process: protein import into peroxisome membrane. Bases 131 to 1003 code for a protein of 290 amino acids. The transcript has a single exon. Lineage: Eukaryota; Fungi; Ascomycota; Pichiomycetes; Pichiales; Pichiaceae.
UCAGCCAUGCUUAAUUUAAUUUAUUUAUUUUCUAGUUGGCAGUGUAAAAAUACUCUGUCAUUUUAAACACUGCUCGUCUAUCUAUUUAGGCAAGAUUAAGACUACCUUGGAACGCUCUUAUUAACCAUAAAUGAGCGAGAAAAAGUCCGAAACACAUUACUCAGACGACGACCUCGACGAUCUGGAUGACUUGCUUGAUGACUUCGACGACGAAAUUCUGAGUAAGCCGCCCGGAGCAACGCUGAAGCAAGAUCAGGAGCUCACGAUCGCACCGGACGAAGAGCCUAAUUUGGAUGAUAAGGAGCUGUUCGGCAAACUGUUGCAGGAAAUAGGUUCCCAGGACCCCGAUCUCUCGAAGAACCUUGGCAGUUUUCUGGACGAUAUUGGCAAACAGAACACCGGGCCGUCGUCUCCUCAGCCGGCUACGAAGAACAAUUUCCAGGACGUGAUUUCAGAAACGAUAAACCGGCUCAAAGAGAGCGGAGAGCAGGUAGACAAAUCCAUAAAGCAAGAAGACGGGAAUGACGAACUGAUUACUAAUUUGCUCAAGUCGCUUGAUCUUAAUUUAGAUCUUAAAGGUUUAGACGGGCAAAAUGGGGGAGUCGAGGACGUUGGCAAUUUAUUGGUCGAGAUGUUGGAAAAAUUGUCGUCCAAGAAUGUCUUGUACGAGCCAUUAAACGACCUAUACCAGAAAUUCCCUGCGUGGCUCGAACAACCUGAAAAUCAACAGGACGAGAAUUUCUCCAAGUAUCAGCAACAAUACGCCGUGAUCAGGGAAAUCAUCAGCACAUUCGACCUUCCCGACCACGAGGAUAAGAAGAACAAAGAUAUCAUCAACAUAAAAUUGGAGGAGUUACAGGAAUUAGGAAUGCCCCCAAAGGAAUUACUUAACGACGACCUAAAGUUCUUGAAUUUCGGAGGAAACUCCGAACUGGAGCUAGAUGACAACGAUAUCCCAGAGGAUAUUAACAAAGAACUGGAAGACACUUGCAAACAAACAUAGUCUUGAAAAGUUUCUAAACCCUUAGAAACACCCCAAGACUAUUGCAAGUGCCAUCAGGACAAAUCAGACAUCCAAGGAAGUUAGGGCGGUCACGAAUGCACCAGGAGAGAUUUUUGGGUUCGCCCCUCCUGUGGGUGUGCAUCUACCGAGGAAACUGCGAAUGUUUAUGGUAACUUUUCAUCAUUUUGUCCCAAUGGCACCUGCAACAGAAUGGUGCGUUGCAUCAAAUGGCAGACUUCCAAGUACAUAAGACUUGAUCAUAAACUGCUGGUCAGAAAUGUAAAUUACUGGCAAGUAAAAAGCUCCACAAAUACUCGCAAAAACGAGUAAGAGUAACGGGAAAGAAAAAUGAAUCACUUGCAAAAGUGACCCAUAUUCAGACCCUAGAGCGUUUCUAAACCCUGUCGUCAUCGUCGCAAUAAGAUUGGGAAAGAAGAACUCGGUUUUCAUCACUAAGCAGUCAUGAUAGUCUCAUACCAUUUGAUGCAACUCUUCUACUGAAGAAACAC